ACCCCACAGUUGGGGUUCUCUCCUAUCUCCUGUAAUCCUUUCCGUUCCCAAGUUUUGGCGAACGAAUAGUCAUACAAGCGAACCCAAUCUCUCUCUCUCUCUCUCUCUCUCUCUCUCUCUCUAUAGGUAUCUCUCCGAGUAUAUACGCCAAUGGAGCCUGCAAAACCCUAAUUUGAGGCCGCCGCCUUUACCUCUCCAACAUCACAGAGUCUCUCCCACACGACAACGGACAACCUGUAAGUAAUUCGUAUAGUUACAUAUAUACAUCCAUGCAGUCCUGACAAUUAGUGGUUAAUCGUCGCGAUUAUUGAUUUCGUGGCGUACUGCGUCUAAUGAUCAGUUUCCUCUAAAUUGUCAAUAUACAGAGUAAUUUGAAUUAGGUGACGUAUUGUGUUACUGAGAAACGGGGCUGAAAAGGGGAUAAUUUCGGCCUGUGCCGUUUGCUGGUGUUUUGGUUUAGAAGAGAAUGGAGGGCUGAGUUGUGUACUCGGUUGAAUUAUUGGAUGGCUAAUAUUCAAUGUCGUGAAGAAUCGAUUUCGCUUGUAAUUUUAUUUGGUUGGGUAUUUUGAGUUCGUGGAAAAGGUUUGGUUUUCAAUGCAAUGAACUCAUGAAGUUGUCUAUAACACGUAUUUAGUUGUAUGUAUUGCGAAGUUGGAAGCUUUGGGAUCAAGAGGGUGGUUGAUUCGUAGGGCUUUAAGUUAAGUUAGCGGUUAAUUCAAACUUAAUACAAUUUGGGGUUGUUGCCGCACUUGCCUUAUUCGCAAAUGGCAGAAGACGGCUUGCGUAUUGGCGGGCUUUCUUCUGGAUUGGCUGUGGUAUUGAACGACAAGGAGAAGGGAGGGAGUUCUCAAAAGAAUCGUCUAGUUUCGUAUUGUAAUGAUUUUGGCGACCAGUCUGUGGAGAGAACUCUUGAACACAUUUUCGAUCUCCCUUACAAAACAAUUAAUCCACUGACAUCUCCAAUUGACUCUAGUUUCGUUCGAUCAAUUAUCCGGAAUGAACUCUUGAAGUAUCAUGUGAAUUUGGACACUGGUGUCAGAAAUUCAGAUGGAGCCUUCACUGCCGGCGAUGGUUGUGGACACCUUGUAGCAAUUGAAGAAUCGAGCAUAUGUGGUGAUAUUCGAGUUGUCAAACCACCUCUUCUUUUGGAAAGCCAUGCUAUGUUCAGUAGUGCAAGGGCCAAUUUCUGCGUAUGGAAAGAAAAAUGGAUGUAUGAAGUGAUUCUUGAAACUUCUGGUAUUCAACAGCUUGGAUGGGCAACUGUUUCUUGCCCAUUCAGUGAUCAUAAGGGUGUGGGAGAUGCUGAUGAUUCUUACGCAUAUGACGGCAAAAGGGAACGUAAAUGGAAUAAAGAAGCUGAGCCGUACGGUCAGUCCUGGGUUGUUGGCGAUGUCAUUGGAUGUUGCAUAGAUUUGGACCGUGAUGAGAUCUCAUUCUAUAGGAACGGUUUCCCACUUGGAGUAGCCUUUAGUGGAAUUCGCAAGAUGGUACCUGGACUGGGAUAUUAUCCUGCCAUUUCACUUUCUCAAGGAGAGCGGUGUGAGAUAAAUUUUGGUGGCCGCUCCUUUCAAUAUCCAAUUGAUGGUUUUGUUCCAAUUCAAUCUCCACCAUCUUCAAGCUACGUUGCCACUAAAUUGCUGAAUUGCUUAUCGAGGUUGUUGGAGAUGCAACGAGUGGAGAGGUCAAAAAUCAGUUCUGUUGAGAAAUUGAGAAGAUUGAAGAGGUUUGUGCCAGUUGAAAAGCUUUUUCACCCAGUCUCUGAUGGGAUAUGCGAGGAGUUUUUCUCUGCACUUGAUGCGGUAGAGGGGAGCACAGAGUACAUGGGGUGGGGUCCGCUCUUGUCACUCCUAAUGGAAGUUUUUGGGGCGCAUCCACCUCAUGAUUAUGCAAGUUUGGAUAGGGUGAUUGAUCUGUUAUUAGGCUUUCAAAGUUCGACACCGAUGUUUGAACACAUCAUGAAUGCCCUCUCAUGUGGUUGUAAAACAGCGUCACUUGUUCUUACGGAAUGCCCAUACUCGGGGUCAUAUCCCUAUCUUGCAUUGGCAUGUCACAUUCUAAGAAGGCAUGAAUUGAUGGUGCUCUGGUGGAAAUCGUCAGAUUUUGAGUUCUUGUUUGAAGGAUUCCUAUCGAGGAAGACUCCGAAUGAGCAGGAUCUUCAUCGUCUGAUGCCUUCUGUUUGUUGGCCUGGUUCAUGUGAGGACAUAUCCCAUGAGAAUAGCAUGAUGCUUACCACAACAGCCUUAUCUGAAGCAGUCUGUAAGAUUGAGGAGAAGCACAGGGACCUUUGUUGCUUAGUCAUGCAGUUCAUACCACCAACAAUGCCUCCUCAGUUGCCUGGUUCAGUUUUUAGGACAUUUUUGCAAAACCUUCUGUUGAAAAACCGAGGAGCAGAUCGUAACCUGCCCCCUCCAGGGGUUUCAAGCAACUCUGUUCUUGUUUCGUUGUUCACAGUUAUACUUCAUUUUCUGUCAGAAGGGUUUUCUAUGGGAGAUCUAUCUGGCUGGAUGAAAGCAUGUGGAACCAAUGCGGGACAUGGCGUUGGUUUCCUGCACAGGGGUGGCCAACAAAGCUUUCCCCUAGGGUUGUUUCUCAAAGAUGAUCCCCAUCGAGUCGACAUUUCUCGUUUUGGAGGAUCAUUCAGUCAUCUCGCAAAAUGUCAUCCUGUAAGUGAUGACCAGGAAGCAGAACUAAUUCGGUGGGAGGAAGGAUGUAUGGAUGAAGAAGAAACUAGAGUAACACAUUCUAGUAGGCAGAAGCCAUGCUGUUGCUCUGGUUAUGACGUUGAUUUUUCAAGAAUUUCUCAGAAACUAAUCAGUUACAGAGCUAAAGGUUCUCAAGGCCAUUCUAGCUCUAUUCCAGAGAGAUCUGCUCAUGUUGCCACAGAAUGCAGUACAGGAAAUCUGAAUGAGAUAACAGAGAAACCCAGCACAAGUGACCAAUCUGAAUCCGAAUUUGGUUAUUGGCGAGUGCAGCAAAUGAGGAUCAUGCCAAUGGAGAGUAAUUUGUCUUCGGCAACACUAAAAGAAGAGGAGCUUCUAGAUGCUAUGCUUUUGUUGUAUCAUCUGGGUCUUGCUCCAAACUUUAAGCAGGCAUCAUCUUACAUGUCUCGUCAGUCACAGUCAAUAUCACUACUCGAAGAAACUGAUAGACAAAUACGAGAACGAGCUUGUGGAGAGCAACUAAAGCGCUUGAAGGAAGCUCGUGGUGUUUAUCGAGAAGAAGUUAUGGAUUGUGUCAGAAAUUGUGCAUGGUAUCGUAUCUCUUUGUUUUCUCAGUGGAAGCAAAGAGGAAUGUAUGCAGCAUGCAUGUGGAUUGUUCAAUUGCUUCUGGUUGUGAGCAAAGUGGAUUCGGUGUUCCUCUAUAUUCCGGAAUUUUACCUGGAAACUCUGGUUACUUUUGUUGUUACCCACUUCAAUGAUCCGAGGAUAUCAAGUGCUGAACUGAGGGAUCUUCUUCUCCAAUCUAUUUCAGUCCUGGUACAGUACAAGGAGUUUUUGGCUGCUUUUGAGAACAAUGAAGCAGCCACCCAGGAGAUGCCAAAAGCCUUGUUGUCCGCAUUUGAUAAUAGAUCGUGGAUUCCUGUGACGAAUAUACUUUUGCGAUUGUGCAAGGGUUCAGGCUUUGGUUCUUCAAGACAUGGAGAAUCAUCCUCAUCCUCAUUUGUUUUUCAGAGAUUGCUGCGAGAGGCUUGUGUCCUUGAUGAAGAAUUAUUCUCAUCGUUCCUCAAUCGCCUAUUUAACACCCUCAGCUGGGCAAUGACUGAAUUCUCAGUUUCAGUUCGAGAAAUGCAAGAGAAGUACAAGGUUUUGGAGUUUCAACAAAGGAAAUGCAGCUUCAUAUUUGACCUGUCGUGCAAUCUUGCAAGGGUACUUGAGUUUUGUACGCGUGAGAUUCCUCAAGCAUUCCUGUCAGGAGCAGAUACAAACCUACGAAGACUCACUGAGUUCAUUGUGUUUAUUCUAAGCCAAGUCAACUCAUCAGAUGAUCCUGAGUUUUUUGAACUGUCACUAAGGCGGCAUGGUCAAUCACCAGAGAGAGUGAACAGAGGCAUGAUAUUGGCACCACUUGCUGGCAUGAUCUUGAAUUUGAUGGAUGCUAGUACAGAGACAGAAUGCAGCGAGCAGAAUGAUGUUGUGGGGGUAUUUGCAAGUAUGGACUGCCCUGAUACUGUUCUAUGCGGUUUCCAGUGUCUUUUGGAAUACAAUUGGGCUGGAUCCUUCAGAGGAGAUGCUUACGCUAUAAAACUGAGGCAACUGGAGCAACUGUCAGCCCUACUAAUUAGACGAACCGAGUCGAGGCAAAUUGAGAGGGUGAAAUAUGAAGGAGAUGUAGAUUUUAAUGAUAGCGAGUGCUGCAUCUGCUAUGCGUGUGAAGCCGAUGCCCAGUUCAUACCGUGUUCCCAUACGUCUUGUUUUGGCUGCAUUUCUCGGCAUCUCCUUAAUUGUGAGAGAUGUUUCUUUUGCAAUGCAACUGUACUGGAGGUCGUCAGGACUGGCUUGAGGAAGGCUUGAAAAAUGUGGUGAUUUUCUCGCCUUAUUAUCGCCUUUUGUGGAGCUCCUUGGCGAUCAAGCGAUGGUCGGGGUCUAAUUUUUGAAGGUGGGGUCUAAUUUUUGAAGGUGGUUAGCGUAUCUCAAAUUUGAGAUCAGAUCAGGAAACUAUUCAAAGAAUGGUUUUAUUCUUAGCAGCAGCAGCUAGAGAGACAGUUACAGUGUAUUAUUGUGUAUAUGUAUUUGGGAGGUAAAUUAGUGGUGUAGGAAGAAGGUUUGCUGAGGACUUGGAACGAAGAAUUUUGCAGGGGAAUAGCAUUAUUUUGUAAAUAUGAGAUGUAAAUGGAAGGGGUUUUUCUUUUGAGACUC
Molecule: messenger RNA, 4856 nt
Organism: Rhododendron vialii
Lineage: Eukaryota; Viridiplantae; Streptophyta; Magnoliopsida; Ericales; Ericaceae
Product: E3 ubiquitin-protein ligase RKP
Exons: 9
Coding region: 765-4511 (1248 amino acids)
Biological process (GO): ubiquitin-dependent protein catabolic process; protein ubiquitination
Cellular component (GO): cytoplasm; ubiquitin ligase complex
Molecular function (GO): protein binding; ubiquitin-ubiquitin ligase activity
Source: RefSeq, a predicted model, not a curated record